Molecule: messenger RNA, 2821 nt
Organism: Oncorhynchus keta (chum salmon)
Lineage: Eukaryota; Metazoa; Chordata; Actinopteri; Salmoniformes; Salmonidae
Product: patatin-like phospholipase domain-containing protein 2
Exons: 9
Coding region: 170-1600 (476 amino acids)
Biological process (GO): lipid homeostasis; positive regulation of triglyceride catabolic process; triglyceride catabolic process
Cellular component (GO): cytoplasm; lipid droplet; membrane
Molecular function (GO): triacylglycerol lipase activity
Source: RefSeq, a predicted model, not a curated record
AGAAGUAGACAGAGUAGUGUGCGCUAGUUUGAGCCGUUCUCUUUCGGAACUGUUGUUGACAUUCAGUAAUGAAGGGAACUUGUCAAUGACUCCAAGGGUAAACAUUUUGGAGUGAUUAUUACAAGCGCAUUACCAACACUUGUAGGUCGUUAAAGACUGUCCACCCGGUAUGUUCGACCUAACGAAGGAAUGGAAUCUGUCGUUCGCCGGCUGCGGGUUCCUGGGGAUUUAUCACAUCGGAGUGGCCAGCUGCCUGUUAGAACAAGCGCCCUACCUUAUCAAAGGUGCCACCAAGAUUUACGGGGCUUCGGCCGGUGCCCUAACCGCCUCGGUGCUCGCCAGUCAGGCAUCCAUAGCUAAGUGCUGUGAGGAUGUGAUCGAGACUGCCAAGGAGGCCCGGAAACAUAACCUGGGUCCCCUCCACCCCUCCUUCAACCUGGUCAAGGUCAUCAGGUCGGGCCUGGAGCGCGACCUGCCCGCCGAAGCACACACACUCGCCUCCGGGAGGCUGUGUGUGUCACUCACUCGCGUGUCUGAUGGACAAAAUGUCAUCGUGUCCGAGUUCAAGUCCAAGGAGGAGCUCAUCCAGGCGCUGCUGUGUAGCUGUUUCAUCCCCAUAUACUGUGGCCUGAUCCCCCCAUCCUUCCAAGGAGUGCGUUAUGUGGAUGGGGGGAUCAGUGACAACCUUCCUCAGUCGGAGCUGAAGAACACCAUCACCAUCUCUCCGUUCUCAGGCGAAAGCGACAUCUGUCCCCGGGACACCUCCUUCAACAUCCACGAGCUUCGUUUCACCAACACCUCCAUCCAGAUUAACCUGGGCAAUAUGUACCGCCUCAGCAAAGCCCUGUUCCCCCCAGAACCCAAGGUCAUGGCAGAGAUAUGUCAGAGUGGCUACAAGGACGCCCUUCGCUUUCUUGAGGAGAACCAUUUGCUGAAGCUGGAGUGUCCGACUGCCGGCCCCAACCCAUCAGAAGCCAUACACACCUGCUGCUGCAAGCCCAUCGCCAUGGAAACCACUAAGGACUGGAUGCUCCGGCGGCUCCGCCUCCUGAGGAAGCGGCACUGGUGGCUGGACGAGCAGAUUGUUGACAACCUGCCUACCCAAAUCAAAAAAGUGUUCUGUGAGGCGUGCCAGCAGAAGCCUGGUCUGUAUGCUCAGGUGUCUGAGAUGCUGCCGGUCAGAGUGGCCUCCUACAUGCUCCUGCCCUGCACACUACCCGUGGUAUCAGCCUACUCAGUGGGCAAGAGGAUUGUGGAGUGGAUCCCAGAGGUGCCUGCAGACAUGCGUUGGCUAGCUGGGGUGGCUGGGGAUGUUGCUGGGAGCUUGUACAGACAGGCAUGGAGAGGAGCGCCAGUAGACAUAACCAGUGACGGCUCCCUGAGGAAUUGCAUGAGCCUGCCCCCACCCCUAGAUAGUGACAGACACAGGGAGAGAAACGGUCACCUCGCCGGGUUCGCUCUCUCUGCUCUUGACCUCCAAAGUCAAUACUGGAACAUCCCCACCAUCUCCUCUCCCCGCCGCCCCACCAGCCCCCUCAUGCCCAGCCCCUCCCCACGACAGAUCUGCUUCUUUGUUGGCUCGCAGGACGAGACUGACUGACAGUCCCAUCCACCAAUGAGAGGACACUGUGACUAUAAAAAAAUAUAUGAUAGGACAGUCCAGCAACUGUGAAGGGUGGUUUGGGAUGGACAAAAUAUGGUAAUGUGAUCGAAUAGCUUUGGAAUCCAGAACUGUUGCUAUAGACACACUAAUGACUCAAUCAUGUCUUUUGAUCACUCCACCAUCCAUAUUUCAUUCUAUUGUACCACAUUGGAAAAUCAUUUACCAGUUCACCACCAAACACCUCUGUAAGUUAAUUCUUUUUUUUGGAAUUACACAUUUUAUAACUAACAAUGUCUAGUUUUUCCAGAUAACUUGUUGUCACUACAACUCUACCUACCUACCUACCUAUAAUUCAAGUUUAAGUAAUAGACACAUCUGUUCAGAGGAGACUGCAUGAGUCAGGCCUUAAUGGUCGAAUUGCGGAAAAGAAACCACUACUAAAGGACACCAAUAAGAAGAAACUUGCUUGGGCCAAGAAACACGAGCAAUGGACAUUAGACCGGUGUAAAUCUGUCCUUCGAUCAGAUGAGUCCAAAUUUGAGAUUUUUGGUUCCAAUCGCUGUGUCUUUGUGAGACGCGGAGUAGCUGAACAGAUGAUCUCUGCAUGUGUGGUUCCCACCAUGAAGCAUGGAGGAGGAGGUGUGAUUGUGCUUUGCCGGUGACACUGUCAGUGUUUUAUAUAGAAUUCAAGACACACUUAACCAGCAUUGCUACCACAGCAUUUUGCAGCGAUACGCCGUCCCAUCUGGUUUGCUCUUUGUGGGACUAUCAUUUGUUUUUCAUCAGGACAAUGACCCAAAACACACCUCCAGGCUGUGUAAGGGCUAUUUGACCAGUAAGGAGAGUGAUGGAGUGCUGCAUCAGAUGAACUGGCCUCCACAAUCACACGACCUCAACUCAAAUGAGAUAGUUUUGGAUGAGAUGGACUGCAGAUUGAAGGAAAAGCAGCCAAGUGCUCAGCAUAUGUGGGACCUCCUUCAAGACUGUUGGAAAAUCAUUCCAGGUGACUACCUCAUGAGGCUGGUUGAGAGAAUGCCAAGAGUUUGAAAAGCUGUCAUCAAGGCAAAGUUUGGCUACUUUGAAGAAUCUAAAAUAUUUAAUAUAUUUUGAUUUGUUUAACACUUUUUUGCUUACUACAUGAUUCCAUGUGUUAUUUCAUAGUUUUGAUGUCUUCACUAUGAUUCUACAAUGUAGAAAAUAGUAGAAAUAAAGAAAAAA